AGCAAUAAUAGCUGGCGAUAUUCUUGACGGAUUAAACAUUACCAUCGAGCCAGUGAUCGUGACAUUCACACGCACAUCGCAUUUUGGCACCGAGGCGUAACGAAUAAUGCUGUCAUCCUGAACAGCGUUGAGACGGCGGCUCGAUCCCUAAAAGCCCGGAUGAGAGCAGCAGGCGACGUUCAAGGCAACAUGGUCGCGUGAGUCGAGGACAACCAUUCCAUUCCAUUCCUGGUGGUGGUGGUUGAGGGGGGGGGGAGAACGACGACAGCCACUGCUGGAAUCUGUGACAUUUUCGACGCGACCCACGGAGAGCGGUUCUGGGAAAAAAUACACAGGCAGCGAUAGAGGCGUGGAGGCGGAGAGGAACGGCACGUUUCUCCCCCCUUUUUGCGGUGUCCUAUUUCGUUGGUGAAGGAUCGCGCGGACAGGCCGUCUCACACUAAGCUAUGGAAUGCUCCCCGCACCCACCAUCACUAGUCUCCAAUCUCCGGACUGAGCUCCAAACGCUUAGUUAGCGGCUUUACUUCUCCCCUCGAACUCUUUACAACCAGGGGACGAAGAAAAAAGGAGUGGACUUGGCUUAAGUCCUCCGCUUCAAGCGCACAGAGCACUUCCUUUUUUUUUUUUUUUUUUUUUUUUUUUUCUCCUCUUGGAUUUUUAAAAACACAAAAAAUCAUAUCAAGAUGGAUAUGGAUGCGUAUCUGUGGAUGGUCAUCCUCGGCUUCAUCAUCGCCUUCGUGCUGGCCUUCUCGGUGGGCGCCAACGACGUGGCCAACUCCUUCGGCACGGCGGUGGGCUCCGGCGUGGUCACGCUGAAGCAGGCGUGCAUCCUGGCGUCCAUCUUCGAGACGCUGGGCUCCAUGCUGCUGGGGGCCAAAGUCGGGGAGACCAUCCGGAAGGGCAUCAUCGACGUCAACCUGUACAACGAGACGGUGCCCGUGCUCAUGGCGGGGGAGGUCAGCGCCAUGUUCGGUGAGUCGGACAGAAUUUUCCCCAGCUGGCGUAAACCUUUAUCCAUCUGUGUGUUUUUGCCCUCACAGGAAGACUCCGUCCCCAACGGCCUGCGAGCGCUGCCCGUCUUCUACGCCACCACCAUCGGGAUCAACACGUUCUCCAUCAUGUACACUGGAGCCCCGCUGCUCGGGUUGGAGAUGCUACCGGUGUGGGCCAUCUUCCUCAUCACUUUAGCUGAGUCGCUGAUCUGUGCAGCUCUGGUCUGGUUUUUGGUCUGUCCCUGGAUGAGGAGGAAAAUAGCAAGUCGCCUAAAGAAGGAGCAGGCCCUCUCUAGGAUCUCCGACGAGAGUUUGGACAAGAUCCCCGAAGAGGAGGAGGAGAGCCCCGUGUUCAAGGAGCUGCCAGGGGCCAAGGGAACAGACGAGGCCGUGCUGCCGCUCACGGGGGGCAGCAGCGAGCGGAGCACCCGCGAGUCCAGCGGAGAGCUCUCCAACCUGGCUAAUGGAGGCAACGUCCUGCCCAAUGGCAGGGUGUACGGCCGGACCCACUCGAUGACCAACGGCUGCCUCAAGUCCCCCAUCUCCAACGGCAGCUUCACCUUCGACGGCCACGGCCACGUGCGCAGCGACGGCCAGGUGUACCACACCGUGCACAAGGACUCGGGCCUGUACAAGGACCUGCUCCACAAAAUCCACCUGGGCCGCAUGGACGACGGCGACCGCUCGGGCUCCAACGUGGGACAGCCGGACAACAACUACCGCCUGCUGCGGCGCAACAACAGUUACACCUGCUACACAGCGGCCAUAUGCGGCAUGCCCGUGCAGCCGCUCAUCCGCUCGGAGUCCCGCGACGACAGCGAGAAGCUGGUGGGGGAGGGGGGCAGCGGCAGGAGCAACAGCGUAUCCUACUCCAAGAAGAGGGUGCGGUACGACAGCUACUCAUCGUACUGCAACGCCGUGGCGGAGGCGGAGAUCGAGGCAGAGGAGGGCGGGGUGGAGAUGAAGCUGGCCACGGACCUGGAGGGGGUGGACGAGGACGGGAAUCCGGUUCCCGUGCCUCUGGACGACUUGGCCGAGGAGGACCAUGAGGAGAAGGACAAGCCCGAGGUCUUCCUGCUCUUCCACUUCCUGCAGAUCCUCACCGCCUGCUUCGGCUCCUUCGCCCACGGAGGCAACGAUGUCAGCAACGCCAUUGGGCCCCUGGUGGCGCUGUGGAUGAUCUACGACCAGGGUGGCGUAAUGCAGGACGCCGCCACCCCCAUCUGGCUGCUGUUUUACGGCGGCAUCGGCAUCUGCGCCGGUCUGUGGGUGUGGGGCCGCCGUGUCAUCCAGACCAUGGGGAAGGACCUGACUCCCAUCACCCCCUCAAGUGGAUUCACUAUUGAACUGGCCUCUGCACUCACAGUGGUGUUUGCUUCCAAUAUCGGAAUCCCUGUCAGUACCACGCACUGCAAGGUGGGCUCGGUCGUAGCCGUGGGCUGGAUCCGCUCCAAGAAAGCGGUGGACUGGCGCCUCUUCAGGAACAUCUUCCUGGCGUGGUUCGUCACGGUGCCCGUGGCCGGCCUGUUCAGCGCCGCCGUCAUGGCCCUGUUCGUCUACGGCAUCCUGCCCUACGUCUGAGGGACGCUCGGCUGGGAGGGAGGACGGAGGAGGAAGAGCGAGUCAGAGAGAGAGAGAGAGAUACUCGGGUUAAAAAACAAAUCCUAGCUCGAGUGUCAGGGGUAGUACAAAUGGUGGGAAGCGGGGGAAAGGGUGAGGGAGGAGAGUGAGCGGCAGAGGUUUGCAGACGGACUGGGUUGUACUGUGGAGGUGAGGAGGGUUGGUUCAUGUGCUACCUGGCUCCGUAGUCCAGAGACCUCUUUUUGCCUCACUCGGGUUUCUGAUCGGUUCGUAUUUAUUCUCUUCUUUCGGGCGCAUAAGAAAGCGUGCAGCCGACGUGUUUCCACCCUACCGUUCAAUCGGCUGUGCCAAUAAUGGGGAGAUUUUCGGUAACUCUUUUCUGUCUCAUCAUUAAAAAACGAAAAAAACAAACACAAAAUCACGAGUUUAAAAAACAAAAAAAGACUGCGCACCUAAACUGCAGUAAAACUAUAAUCAUUCUACCAGCAAUGCCAGGUAGCAUAGUCGGUCAAGUGCUCAUUAUUAUCGUUCCAAAAUGCCAGAAAAAAACAAACCCUGUACAUAUUGUUGUAUUGGAUUGAGUGUGAUUUGUUGUAUUGCGGCUUGCUUUAAAGUAAAAAAAAAAAGAAAAAAGAAGAAGAAAAGAUGUGCGUGUGGUAAACCGACCCAUUCAUCAUCUCCCUUUGAACACACUAGGGCCAAAUGGAAAGGACGCCUCAGAGAGAGGGCUGGUGGGACUGUCACUCUGCUACCUUUUUUCUUUUUCCACAUGAUACCACAGAAACCUGAUUUGCUAAAAGAGUUGAUUUUUUUUUUCUUUGUCAAGAGCUCCUGUAUGUUUUUAGAGAUGGAUCUCAUAUUUUUUAAUGAUGUAAUAUACUGUAAUUUGUACUGUAAAUACUGUCCUAAAGAGUUUUGGGGACGGGGGUCACGGUUUGUUUUUAACGUAGUAAGGAAGGAAGGGGCUCUUCAUGAUGUCAUAUUAUACAGUGUGUUUCAUCCCAGAGUACACACACACACACACACACACACACACUGCCAGUUGGGCAGAAAUGGUUUGCAGAAGUGUAUUAAUUAAAUUUAAAAAAAGGUAUUUCAAUGAACCCAUUCUCAGCAGGGAAAAUGAAGAUAUUUCAUUCCUUCUGAUUUUAUCGCAACAGUAAACUCAACAGUAUUGUUGGAGAGUUCUUCAGUUCAAUGUUUCCUUCUUGAGAAAACGUUCAGGUGCGUUUCAGAUGGCCAUAUUCAAAAUAGAUUUUAAGCAGAACGAGGUUUAGGCGCCGCAGAGACAAAAAACACACCCGACAAGGUCCCGUAAAAUGUUCACAUAUCUUCAUCCGUUUGCCUUUUGUUUUCAUAUUUUAAAAAAAAGAAGCUACUGGAGUUUGUCAUAUCGAAGGCUGCCAGCCAACGACGAACCUCCACAACCGUCCACGUUCUGGUCUCGUCAGGUCUGCCGGGUCUACAAAGCCUCUGUAGCCCCGAGCCUCGGCGUUAUCGUCAUCAAACGCUUCAUAUCGUGUGUGUGUAUAGAACUCAGCCAGUUAAUGCAGAGGUGGACAGGAAGGGGAUUCAAACCCCCGGCCCACACGCGUAGCUCCUCAAAAUGGGCCGCUUGCUGUUGUUUUUGAAGUGUAGAAGCGAUUUUAGUCUGCUGAUCAUGUGCGUUUCAGUCCAAGUGCUAAAGGUGAGCGAGAUAUCAUGGGCUCAAAAAAUCACAACUGCUCGUGUGUCAGAAAUAUCACAAGACAUUUUUGUCUGAGGAUCACUAUUUUUGAAUGAAGCGGGUAUCGGGGGGGUUAGUACUGAUCAUCACCAGCUUUUUAACAAGGUCACCUGACCUGUAGAAGAACAAAGUCUAAAGCUUUUUUCUUUUUCUAUUUGAACAAACUAUGCCAGGUGUUGCAAGGUCUCUUUAUUUCUUUAAAUGUUUCUUGUGGCGUGUUUCCAACUUCAUUUUAUUUUUUUCUGUCUAUCUCAUGAACAAAUCUAUGCUUAAGUAGCCACUUGCCUUGUAACAUUGUGUUUUACUUUGUGCAGAUACGGUCAAAUAAUGAAGUACUGUGGUGUUUACAUCGUUACCAUAUUGUAGAGUAUCUGGAAUAAAUAAAAGCCGUUGCCUAAUGAUGCCAAUGAAAGACGGAACUAUUAACAAUGAAUUUCUUUUUUAAGCGCAAGUAAAAACAUAAAUAACUUGAAGUGUCUAGAGAGAGAGAGAGCGAGUGAUGCCUCUUGUUUGUUGUAGUGGUUCUGAUCCUGAUCCCAGUCACUUUACACUGCUACUAUAUGUGUGGGUUCAGAAUGAAAAGAGAAAUCUCAUCAAGACUAUAUAUUUUUCUACCAUAUCUGAGUUUUAACCCGGGUGAGCUUCCGGAACACUGUGGUGCACAAUAUCGUGGGGGGGGGGGGAAACUGGAGAACAGGGACUGGAUGGAGUGACGCUCUCAUCACUGGAGCGUACUCUCAGUGUCGCUAGUGCCACGUGUCACGCUUCCUCCGAGCCCAGCACGUUCGUCUGACACGUAGAUCGAUGUGUCGGUUGCCAAUAGGUCGGAUUUUGAAAUUCCCCUUUUUUAUUUUCUGAAUUUUUAGAUGGAAAAACACUUUGUAAUUUUGUUUCCCUACCGCUUUUGGUCGCAAUUGUGAAGGCAAAGCCUCUGUAGAAGAGACUCUUAAAUCUUCAACUGAUAACUGGACUGUGAGGACAUUUCUUUCCUUGUUGAGGCAGGAAACCACUCUUGAAGCUCAUACCGUUUUCACUCUUCACACGUGUGUCUGUUACACGGGGGGAAGGGGGCUGCACGAAGCUGGUGGGUUCAAAUUUGUACAGUUAAAAACUCGUUGAAUGCUAACAAAAUAACAUUGAUUCAUGUUUAAAAUAAUAGCUGCGUUCUUUUUCUUUCUACUUUUAGUACGUAAUGCUUCCCUUACAAAGUACCUACUGUUGCAUGCAGUCGGGACGCACUACGACCUAAUAACAUGGCAUCUUUAACUUUGACCCUUUUGCUCAUGCGCAUAGGAUUGUGGGUCGUGAAAAGCCAGAAAAGUAUGCAUUCUGCAAAAUGCCCCCGGAUGCUGUAGGACAUGCUGCUAUUUAUGGCAGACUGCAUUCGACACUACUACUAAAUCUUUUUUUUCUGGCAUACAAAGUAGUGUAGUAGUAGUAGUGGUGGUAGUGGUAGUGUAGUAGUAGUAGUAGUGGUGGUAGUAGUAGUGUAGUAGUAGUAGUAGUGGUGGUAUUGGAACGCACAGAAUAUGUUGCUGUCCAGGACAGUUGUAGAAACCUUUUUUUUUUUAUCUCCCAUACUUCAGCUGAUGCAAUAUUGCCAGCAUGCUUCAGAAAUCUGGUUAGUGCUUCAUCGCCAUGCUGUUGCACCCCCCCCCUCCAUUUGUAACUCACUCUGUCAUUUAUUUUUUGUGUGUGUAUUUUCACGCAUUCUCAGUCUUGAUAGGCCAAAAGGGAUGCACUGCUCAAGAUGGGGAGGAAAAAGUGAAAAUGGUCUUCUGGUGACAACUUCAAACAUCCGAUUGAAACGGCUCAAACUGUCACGUGUCAAAUUUGAAUGAAAGUAACUAAUGCUACAUGAAACAAAAUGAAAGUAGCGUUGCUAUUCGUAUGUUAAAGCUCCUGAAAACUUGUUUUUUUUAAUAUUACGUGUUUCUUUAUAGCAUUAAAUAAUGAUAAUUCGAUCGGUAGUUGUUAAACGCUGGAAAGUCAGCUGAUCUGGUUUGACAAACAACCCAACGACUGAUUCAAAUGUCUCUGAUUGGUGCACGAAAAACACCUUUUUCCCAACAGAGCCACGCCCACUUCAAACCAGUCUGGAGGGCGCAAAAAAACAAUACAUCCCUCAUCCGAAAUCUUUUCCGACUUUGAUGAAAAAUAAUGUAUUACAAUGGUGGAUACCAUCGUUCAUAGUAAGAAGCUAAUUAAUUAAUACAAAGUUUUCAGGGCCUUUAUAUGAGUCAGACCCCAUUGAGUCUAAUUAUCUUGUGAAUUAUGGAUAAAAUAGUUACGUCCUGAAAGUCAAUAAUUGCAAUGGUUGCGCAGGUCAAAUUUGCGAUAAUUGUUAAAAACAAUUGGUUUGGUACGACUAUGAAAGCAGCCGCUAGAUGGCACGGUCCGACACUUUUUCCCCUCCCCGUUUUAGACCCGUCCGUGUCAGCUAAUCGGUAUCAGACCGACGCCGUUUAAAGGGGGGGUCGCUGCGCUUCUAUUGCGUAUAACGUUUUUUUGUGACCUCGUCGCAGAGAAACAGAAGGGGCCAUUUCUUUCUCCCUGAAUUGUGCAACACAAGCAGUUUCUUGGGAAGGUGGUGUAGCUCCUCCCCGGUGGUGUAAUAGCGACCUCUCCUGUUUGUGUGGGAACCAGCACCCACCUCACGAGAGGUGGAGGGGCAUCAGCUCAGACCCUCAUCUGGAUGUGGCGUGCUGUCUCUAGUGUUCUGGUCUGUCUCGUGAUAGAAUGUGCUCCUUGGCUGGCCUGCAGGCUUUACAAGCUCUGUGUUGUCUUUUUACUGUUUAUUGCUAUCUUAACUGUCCGGUCCUUCAAAACGUUUAAGAAAAUAAAUAAAUGUAUAAACGAAUGAAUAAAAAUAUCAAAAGAAACUGUAGCCUGCUUCUACAAAAUCUUAAAGCUCUUCUGAUUUGCGUAUAUCGUACUGUAAUGUUUUAUUUAAGAUUUUAGUGAGUAAAAAAAAAAAAUGUCUGCAUUUAAACUAAAUGAUGGGAAUUAAAAUUACAAAGAAUACCUGAA
Anarrhichthys ocellatus (wolf-eel) is the source of this 7329-nucleotide messenger RNA. RefSeq names its product solute carrier family 20 member 2 (gene slc20a2). Gene Ontology annotation, biological process: phosphate ion transmembrane transport. The transcript is spliced from 11 exons. The record is from RefSeq and is a predicted model, not a curated record. Gene Ontology annotation, molecular function: phosphate transmembrane transporter activity. Gene Ontology annotation, cellular component: membrane. Bases 684 to 2573 code for a protein of 629 amino acids. NCBI's taxonomy places the organism in Eukaryota, Metazoa, Chordata, Actinopteri, Perciformes, Anarhichadidae.